Amphimedon queenslandica is the source of this 1512-nucleotide messenger RNA. Its product is annotated as lipoamide acyltransferase component of branched-chain alpha-keto acid dehydrogenase complex, mitochondrial-like. Gene Ontology annotation, molecular function: lipoic acid binding; acetyltransferase activity. Gene Ontology annotation, cellular component: cytoplasm; mitochondrion. The record is from RefSeq and is a predicted model, not a curated record. Bases 30 to 1439 code for a protein of 469 amino acids. The transcript has 10 exons. NCBI's taxonomy places the organism in Eukaryota, Metazoa, Porifera, Demospongiae, Haplosclerida, Niphatidae.
UUAAUGGGCAGGGCUUUAUAGAAGCAACAAUGCUUCGUGCUUUAUUGAGAACCAGAGGAGCUGUCAAACUGGUCAGACGGGUUUCUGUUGCAGGGGAUCAUGCAAUACAGAGGUCUUUGAUCUUCAGCUCUAGAUCAAUCUCCUCUGUAGGUGAUAUAUGGCAGAAAAGGAGAAUUCAUUCAUCAAGAAAUUAUAAUGGGAAGAUUGUGACUUUUAAUCUACCUGACGUAGGAGAGGCAAUAAUGACUGUUGUAGUAAAGGAAUGGUUAGUUAAACCGAACGACACUGUUGCGAUGGGUGAUCCGAUUUGUGAAGUUCAAAGUGACAAAUCAGCUGCUACUAUUUAUUGUCCUCAUGAUGGUGUCAUUAAGGAACUAAUGUAUGAAGUUGAUGACAUUGCUAAGAAAGAUGAGCCAUUAGUCACCAUUGAAAUAUCAGGAGAAGAAGAAGAGCAAAGUAGCAGCAGUAGCAUUCAAGAAUCAGCAGUUCCCACGUCAAAGAAGGAGGUAGAAUCAUUGUCAUCGCCUCCGGCUAAAAGUGGGAGUGGCAAAGUAUUAGCCACACCCACUGUGAGGAGGAUAGCGGCUGAGAAUAACAUUGACCUUUUUCUAAUUAAAGGGACGGGAGACGGUGGCCGCAUCUUAAAGGAAGAUAUUUUGAAAUAUAUCGAUUCAAAAACAGCUGCCCCUGCUGUCAAGAGUUCUGUUAGUCUUCCAGCCCCUCCCCCAGCCAUGCCCCUUGAUAGGGUAGAGCCAAUUAAAGGAUUUAAAAUGAUAAUGGUACAAACAAUGACAGCAUCCGGACAGAUACCUCAAUUUGGUUAUUGCGAUGAAGUGCUAAUGGACGAAGUGAUGCAACUCAGAAAUGAAAUCAAAGAUCUUGUCAAGGAUAAAGAUAUCAAGAUUACGUUUAUGCCGUUUCUGAUUAAAGCCUUGUCGAUGGCGCUGAAGGAUUAUCCAAUAUUAAAUGCUCAUGUUGAUCCAGAGUGUCGUAGCAUCACAUAUAGAGCUGAUCAUAAUAUUGGUAUGGCUGUAGACACACCCCAAGGACUAGUGGUACCAAAUGUAAAGUGUGUACAGAACCGAUCCCUCAUUGAUAUUGCCGUUGAGUUACAUCGGCUCCAAGAACUGAGUAUCAAAGGUUCUCUAGCACCUGCAGACAUCAUGGGAGGAACCUUCUCCGUCUCAAACAUCGGAGCUGUGGGCGGUACUUAUGCCCGCCCACUCAUCCUACCGCCUGAAGUUUGCAUAGGAGCUUUUGGUAAAAUACAAGCAGUUCCUAAAUUUAACGAUAAAGGAGACGUUGUUAAAAGUCACGUGAUGUAUGUUAGCUGGUCGGCCGACCACAGGGUCAUUGAGGGGGCGGAGGUGGCGAAUUUUUCAAAUUUGUGGCGGAAAUAUCUUGAAAACCCAACGAGCCUGUUGGCUCACAUGGUGUAAAAAAGAACUAGAUGAUUGUUUCAUUAUUAUUAUUAUUAUUAAUUUAUUAUUAUUAUUAUUUGCCAUUUUUUCA